This is a messenger RNA of Arabidopsis lyrata subsp. lyrata, 1879 nucleotides long. Its product is annotated as serine/arginine-rich splicing factor RS40. The coding region runs from base 743 to 1690 and encodes 315 amino acids. Gene Ontology annotation, biological process: mRNA splicing, via spliceosome. Gene Ontology annotation, molecular function: mRNA binding. The transcript is spliced from 6 exons. Lineage: Eukaryota; Viridiplantae; Streptophyta; Magnoliopsida; Brassicales; Brassicaceae. Gene Ontology annotation, cellular component: nuclear speck; cytosol. The record is from RefSeq and is a predicted model, not a curated record.
UCUCGAAGCGAGCUUGUUCUAGGGCUUCCACGCGACUACGACUGCGAAAUAAAUCAUUCUACAGGAAGCAUGAAGCCAGUCUUCUGUGGGAAUUUUGAGUAUGAUGCCCGUGAGGGUGAUCUCGAACGACUUUUCAGGAAAUACGGCAAGGUUGAGAGGGUUGAUAUGAAAGCUGGUAAGCCUUUUCUUUCUCUCUUUCUUCUGCCUUUUACGUUUUUUUUUUUUUUUUUUUGUGGAUUACCUCGAUGAACAAGCAGUAUUGUAAACCACUAAGUGCAAUGAAAAAGCGAAAUUCAAAUGCAUUUCACGAAAUCCACUUCCGUGUUCUUCCCAUCCACGAGAAGGCUCUGGUGGACUUUCUCCUUUUGGAAGGAAGUACUAAACAUAGACCACAUCCACCUGGCCACGUUUGAAGUUUGGAAAGUACUUCAGAAGAAAAACUUUAGAAAAAAAAAAAAGAUUAGUGUAAAACGGCAUUUUCUUUGGCGCAGGAUGUGAUUGAUAAUCUUGGGAUGCCUAUACUCCCACCAGGCCAUGAAUGGACCAUUGAGAAAUCCAUCUCCUUAUCCCCCAAAUUGAGUCACUUUCCAUCCGCAAUAGCACUGCCAUCUUAAUUGCAUUUCAUUCCUCAUCACUUUACACACUUGGACAUGCCUCUGCAAUGGAGAAGACACUCUGUUUUCAUUCACAUCCCGUCUGACUUCCACAUUUUUCAGUUGUUCCUUGACAUAUUAAUUCCAUAAUGCAAGGGUUUGCUUUUGUGUACAUGGAAGAUGAAAGGGAUGCAGAAGAUGCCAUCCGAGCCCUUGACCGUAUUGAAUUUGGGCGUAAGGGACGAAGACUUCGUGUUGAGUGGACAAAGAGUGAACGUGAAGGUGAUAGAAGAUCUGGUGGUGGUUCAAGGAGAUCCUCAUCCGGCAUGAGACCUUCCAAAACUCUCUUUGUGAUUAACUUUGAUGCGGAUAACACUAGGACCCGGGAUCUAGAGAGACACUUUGAGCCGUAUGGAAAGAUCCUAAACGUUAGGAUCAGGAGGAAUUUUGCAUUUAUCCAAUACGAGGCACAAGAGGAUGCCACAAGAGCACUGGAUGCUACAAAUAACAGUAAGCUGAUGGAUAAGGUGAUCUCAGUGGAGUAUGCGGUGAAGGAUGAUGAUGCUAGAGGGAAUGGACACAGUCCUGAAAGACGCCGUGAUAGGUCACCUGAAAGGAGAAGGCGAUCACCUAGUCCUUACAAAAGAGAAAGAGGAAGCCCUGAUUAUGGCCGAGGUGCUAGUCCUGUUGCUGCAUACAGAAAGGAUAGGACCAGUCCUGACUAUGGCCGUAGACGUAGCCCAAGUCCUUACAAGAAAUCAAGGUGUGGCAGUCCUGAGUAUGGUCGCGACCGCAGAGGCAAUGAUAGUCCUCGUAGGAGGGAGAGAGUUGCAAGCCCUAAGUACAGCCGCAGUCCCAACAACAAGAGAGAGAGGAUGAGCCCUAAUCACAGCCCGUUUAAGAAGGAAAGUCCGAGAAAUGGGGUUGGUGAAGUUGAUAGUCCCAUUGUAAGGAGGGAGAGAUCGAGGUCUAGCCCAGAGAAUGGCCAAGUUGAAAGCCCUGGCUCAAUAGGAAGAAGAGACAGCGAUGGUGGGUAUGAUGGUGCAGAGAGCCCAAUGCAGAAGAGCCGGUCUCGUUCGCCACCAGCUGACGAGUGAUGAAAGUGGAUCCACAAUCUCUCUAUCAAAGUUAGGAUGUUGUAACUGUUUGUAGUCAACGCUAUGUUUGUCGUGAUUAGUUUUUGUCUUUUGCUUAAUGGAUUCGAACUCGGAUCUCUUUUAUUGUCUGAUUGAAAAACUAUGUCUGUGUGCCAAGGUACUGCAUUUUCGAUUUUUAUCAUCUUACAA